Messenger RNA from Cololabis saira (Pacific saury), 1543 nucleotides. RefSeq names its product zinc finger protein OZF-like. Gene Ontology annotation, molecular function: DNA-binding transcription repressor activity, RNA polymerase II-specific. Bases 1 to 1518 code for a protein of 505 amino acids. The transcript has 3 exons. The record is from RefSeq and is a predicted model, not a curated record. Gene Ontology annotation, biological process: negative regulation of transcription by RNA polymerase II. Lineage: Eukaryota; Metazoa; Chordata; Actinopteri; Beloniformes; Belonidae.
AUGGCUGUGGGGACGAAGGAUCUCCUGAACCGCUCCGUUCUGCAGCGCAAAGAUGUGAUUCACCCGGAUCAAGCCUGUGCCAUCCCGGGGAGGAAGAUAACCGACAGCCUCGUACUGAUCCGAGAUACCAUCUAUUACGUGAGAGACAGAAACAUCAGGCUGGUAGUCUUAAAUCUAGACUUUGAGAAAGCCUUUGGUCGGGUCUCGCACCAGUACCGACUCCAGAAACAUAAAGGCAAAGAGAGACCCACAAGUUAUCGUUGUGAUCACGGCAAGAAAGUCCUCACCACUUCAUCAGGUCUGAGAAAACAUAAGAUGAUUCACACUGGAGAUAAACCGUUCAGUUGUGAUCAGUGUGGAGCAGCUUUUACUGAGUCAGGAAAGCUAAAGAUUCACCAACGUAUUCACACUGGAGAUAAACCGUUCACUUGUGAUCAGUGUGGAGCAUCUUUUACCCAACAAAGUCAUCUAAGCACUCACCAACGUAUUCACACUGGAGAUAAACCAUUCACUUGUGAUCAGUGUGGAGCAGCUUUUACCAGACAAGAUUGUCUAAAGAUUCACCAACGUAUUCACACUGGAGAUAAACCGUUCACUUGUGAUCAGUGUGGAGCAGCUUUUACCAGACAAGAUUGUCUAAAGAUUCACCAACGUAUUCACACUGGAGAUAAACCGUUCACUUGUGAUCAGUGUGGAGCAUCUUUUACCCAACAAAGUCAGCUAAGCACUCACCAACGUAUUCACACUGGAGAUAAACCAUUCAAUUGUGAUCAGUGUGGAGCAGCUUUUACCAGAAAAGAUCAUCUAAAGAUUCACCAACGUGUUCACACUGGAGAUAAACCGUUCAGAUGUGAACAGUGUGGAGUAGCUUUUACUGAGUCAGGAAAGCUAAAGAUUCACCAACGUAUUCACACUGGAGAUAAACCGUUCACUUGUGAUCAGUGUGGAGCAGCUUUUACCCAACAAGGCAAUCUAAGCAGACACCAACGUACUCACACUGGAGAUAAACCAUUCAGAUGUAAUCAGUGUGGAGCAUCUUUUACCCAACAAAUUCAUCUAAGGACUCACCAACGUAUUCACACUGGAGAUAAACCGUUCAGAUGUGAACAGUGUGGAGCAGCUUUUACUGAGUCAGGAAAGCUAAAGAUUCACCAACGUAUUCACACUGGAGAUAAACCAUUCAGAUGUGAACAGUGUGAGGCAGCUUUUACCACAUCAAGUGAUCUAAGGACUCACCAACGUAUUCACACUGGAGAUAAACCGUUCAGAUGUGAUCUGUGUGGAGCAGCUUUUACCCAACAAGGUAGUCUAAUGAUUCACCAACGUAUUCACACUGGAGAUAAACCGUUUAGGUGUGAUCAGUGUGGAGCAGCUUUUACCACAUCAGGUAGUCUAAUGAUUCACCAACGUAUUCACACUGGAGAUAAACCGUUUAGGUGUGAUCAGUGUGGAGCAGCUUUUACCCAACAAAGUCAUCUAAAGAGACACCAACGUACUCACACGAGUGAUAAACUCUAAAGAUGUGAUCAGUGUGAAGUGUGGA